CUCAACCAGUAAACCGUCAACCAAGCACGGAGUUGGUGCACGCACGUUGUUAAUCCUCCUUCUUUACGCGCCCCACCCACACAUAGUUACAUGUGCAGCAGAUAGCGUGCACAUAUUGAAAUUAAGUACAUUAGUUAAAUAGUUAAAUAUAAUGAGGACUUGUAAGUUUAGUUUAGGAUUUCUCCUGGUCUGUGCUUUAACUGCAGCCGGAGAAGAAUCCGUCCCGCGGGAGGGAAAACAGUUAAAUGAUCAGGAGCAAAAAUACGAUUUUGAACUUUCAUUUCCCGUCGAUUCGGACGAAGCAACGAACGCGGAUGGACGAGUUGAGAGAAUAGAAAGUCUGCUACAAUCUCUUCUUCUUGAGAAUGAGAAUUUGGCUGUCAGUGAUACCCUUCCCGGCACCCUACUCGACCCCAGCUCCAUCUCCUUCAAGCAGAGCUUCAGAUGUAACUCUGGCGAGGUGGUCGUUGACGACCAGUGUGUUCCCUGCCCUCCCGGGACCUUUUUUGACGCCGGAGGCCGUGUCUGCACAAAGUGCCCAGUCGGACAGUUUAACCCUGAGUUUGCUCAGAAGGAGUGUAUCAGGUGUCCGACUAUCCAGGGGAUUGAAGGAGUUACCGAGAGUACUGGAGCAGCAUCUAGUGCGGAAUGUAAGGAGAAAUGCUCCCCUGGCAGUUAUUAUGAUAAAGUAACAGAUCUAUGCAGACCCUGCGGGCAUGGUAGGUUCCAGUCUGAAGAGGGAAAAUUCACUUGUGAUCUUUGCCCCGUUGGUCUCACCACCAGAACCAAGAAAGCAAUCUCAAGCGACGAGUGUCGUCAGGAUUGUCUGGACGGAGAACAAUUGGGACUCAACGAAGAAUGUGGACUUUGUGCAAUUGGAACUUACAGGACUCAGGGAAUACACAGGGAGUGCCAGGAGUGUCCUCAGGGUAGGACUACAAGUAAGGCAGGUUCGGUUAGUCAAUCCGACUGUAACCUACCUAUCUGUAUACCUGGAGAAUACUUGAGCGCCGUUGAUAACUCCUGCAAGCUGUGCUCACGUGGACAAUACCAGCCGGAGGGUCAGCAGACCAGUUGUCUGGACUGCCCGCCAGAUACCAGCACUGUAGAGCUCGGAGCUACCUCCGUAGACCAGUGCACCAACCGGUGCAAAGUAGAGAAAGGAGAACCAGAACUGUGUGACAGAAAUGCAAGAUGCCAGUUCAAACUUCCCAACGAUUUCACCUGCACCUGUAAACUAGGAUACAAUGGAACUGGAAUCGGACCUAACUCCUGCGUUGAUACAUGCGAAGGAUUCUGCCGGAACGACGGUAUCUGUCUCAGAACCACCCUUGGUCAACCCUACUGCCAAUGCGCCGGAUCUUUUGCCGGAAAGCAGUGCGAGGAGAAGUCUGAAUUUGCCUACAUCGCCGGAGGAAUUGCCGGAGCUGUUCUAUUCGUUAUCCUUCUCGUCCUACUUGUCUGGAUGAUCUGCGUGAGAUCGAACAAGAGUAAACGAUCCAAUGAGAAGUUCCUCCAACAAGCCGGAGAAAUGGCCGGAUCCCAGGUUAAUUUCUACUACGGAGCACCAGCUCCAUACGCAGAGUCCAUAGCUCCAUCUCAACACGGAUCCACGUAUGCUCACUACUAUGAAGAUGACCAAGAGGAAGGAUGGGGAAUGCCUAACUUCUAUGAUACCUAUGGAAAGAACAGUAAGAUAGCACGGUCCAAUGGAAGCUUGUACAACGCUGGUAUGUACGGUCCACAGUACGCGCCACAGGGAGAGCUGUAUGACAGACUUGGUCGCCACGCCUACCAACCACGCCCAGAGGAUAAAUCUGGAAAUGAUACAACCAGCGAAUCUGAUGACGAUAGAAGCCGGCGCCAAUAAUCCUUCAAACCUGUUUCAACUCCCCCAAACUCACAAUUUCAAUGAUUGAUAAAAAAUAAAUUCAGUUCCCAGAAGCAAUCCAGUGUCUAGUUAUAAAUUAACAACUUCAAUUAACCUGAACAAAAUCCUGAAGCAAAAGAAGAUCAAGAAAUGCAUUUCAGUUCCAUUCCCGCUCGGGGAUAAGAGAGUAAAAUCGAUCCAAACUGUAUUUUCACCCGAAUUUUUGUCGAAAAUCCACGAAAUUAUGCUAAUCCCGCAUUUGUGGAAAAAAUGGUGCGGAUUUUCAAUCCCGCAAUUUUUCGAAGAUUACUUCAUCCAAAUUAGAGAAAAAGAGGCGCAGCCUUGUAAAAAUUCUUAUGAACAAAAAAUUUGAUGUCCAAAGCCCAGGGAUAUCUAAAUCCCUUAAAAUUCAGUUCGAAAAAGUGAUCUAUUUCAUUUGCUCAUGUUUCAGAAUCAUGCAGCUAGAAAUUUGAAAACCAAGCACUGCCGUUUUGUUACUUAACCAACCGUAUCGACGAAGCAAGACUUUAAUGGUUAAAUCUCAAUGUCAUCGAACUUAAAUAAAUUACUAUCGUUCGGUUGAAAAAUUCCGGCUCUUGGAGUAUGGAUAUUAACUUUCCUACGUAUUGUAAAUACAUUUGUUAGCAUUUAUACUGUAUGUAAUAUUGUAGCAAGGAAAUAUAUUGAAAUAACGCUUGUUAA
Molecule: messenger RNA, 2572 nt
Organism: Eurytemora carolleeae
Lineage: Eukaryota; Metazoa; Arthropoda; Copepoda; Calanoida; Temoridae
Product: sushi, von Willebrand factor type A, EGF and pentraxin domain-containing protein 1
Exons: 3
Coding region: 152-1870 (572 amino acids)
Biological process (GO): Notch signaling pathway
Molecular function (GO): Notch binding
Source: RefSeq, a predicted model, not a curated record